AUGGCUCCUUCCGCUCCCGGAGCAGCCGCUUCUCCGGCUAAGAAAACCUCAGCCCCAGAGAAGAAAUACAAGUGCCAGUUUUGCAAUCGCGCAUUCAGUAGAAGCGAACACCGCAGUCGCCAUGAGCGCUCCCACACAAAAGAGAGACCCUUCAAGUGCUUAAAAUGCCGCAGUACCUUUGUCCGUCGCGAUCUGCUCUUGCGCCAUGAUCGAACUGUGCACGCCAAGGAUGGUGGAAUUCCCCUCGUGGCCGAGGGGCGCAGACGGGGUGGAGGGGUUCAGAAAAACUCAUCUGCGCCAUCGAAACCGUCGGUCACCGUGGACCCGACGACUUUGGAGCAGAUUGAGGCCAGUAGUGAUGGUAUGGUCGACCUUGAAACUGCAGCCAUGUUGAUGACAGAUUUCCAACAUAAGGCUGCAGCAGCUGCGACCGGUCAGGUCUCUGAGCGUUCCGAAUCCCUUUCCCCUGGGCGGGGCUACGAGCCCUACCUAUCAGGCAACGCCACUCUGCCUCAGAUGCCCUGGGACACGCUUGUCUCCCCCGCGGAAACUGGCUCGAUGCCUACCCUCGUCGAUCGCCAUGGCCCCGUCGGAGACGUUCUCAUGUCCAACUCCCUUCCCAUGUCUGGCAACUCUACGCCGAAUGCCCUAUCGCCGUACCCCUCCAUGACGGGUCCGGUUAGCCCUGUCAACUAUCGUCGUUCGCCCGGCCCUAGUCAGGCUCUCACCCUCCCCAAGGCGCCUCAACUCGCUAAUGAGAUGGAACGUAACUACGUGGUUGACCGGGUACAGAGUGCUGACUCUUUGGCUUCCCCCACCGUGGCUCUCAACCGUUAUCUAUCUACUUACUUCAACCUCUACCAUCCCCAUCUGCCCUUCCUUCAUCAGGAGUCGUUCCAGCCCGCUCAUAUUUCGGCACCAUUGCUUCUUGCAGUUUUGUCGAUCGGCGCUCUGUACACUUUCGAGCGCGAGCACGCUUUCAUGCUCCAUGUCGGCUCCAAGGUUCUGGUGAACCAGUUCCUCCAACACAAGGACAACUUCGACUCCCGCAAGUGCCCUCUUUGGUUGAUGCAGGCCACCCUAUUGAACAUGGUCUUUGAGAGCUGGAGUGGUGACCCGAAGGGUCUGGAAUGGACUUGUUCCAUUAAGAGUCUUCUCGCCAACAUGGUCGCUGGCAACCGGUAUCAGUUGAAGUUGCGCACCCAGGCCCGCCAGAGUGUGCAUCCCUCUCGUGAGGAGUGGAUCGAGGAUGAGUCCUGCCGUCGUACAUACUUUGCUGUGUACAUCUUCUUCGGCAUGCUUACUCUCACUUUCAACCACACUCCUGCCAUGAGCUUCGACGAGUUUGACGAUCUCGAGCUUCCCUCCUCCGAGUCCUUGUGGAACCUAGAUGCCGCCGACGAGGACACUUGGCGCCGCAGCGUUGCCACCAGUGCCCUCACUGUGCGCGAGGCGCACGACUUCCUCUUCCAGGGCGAGCAGACCCGCUACAGUGCCUUCGCCACUCGCGUCCUAAUCAAUGCCCUGUUCUUGCAGGUCUGGAACCACAAGCGCAGCUUCGAAGCCUUGCAGGACGUGGUGACCGAAUACAAGUUGCGUCUCGCUCUCGAGACUUGGGAGAACUCCCUCGAGGUGUGCGAGCCGGAGACAAUCGUUGUCCCGCUCAGCACUCCCCAGAAGGGUCACCCGCUGAUCUUCAAUUCGAUGGCAGUCUACCGCAACACACGCGCCCGCCUGGAAGUUGACCUGAAGUCCAUCCAGGAGGCUAUGCGGUACCACUCCUCGUACGAAGUCGCGGCCGCUAUGACCGUUGCUCGUGAGAAGGUCAAGCGCUCCCAGGAGAUGAACAAGGUUGUGCAACAAUGCUUUGAAUGCAUUGAGAUUGCCGCCAUUCAGGGUAUCAACUGGGUUGCCAAGACCUCCGCCACUAACUGGAGUGUUGAGCAUCCUCUUUGCGGCCUUGAUCUGAUGGUCAUCCUGAGCCUCUGGCUCUACCGCCUGGAACAUGACGAUGAGCCGGCGACUGAGGCCGAAAUGGCCAUCUACAACAAAGUGCGCAACUUGUUUGACGACGACGCUAUUGAUGCCUUUGGCAAACUCAGCUCCACCGUCGCCCGUGUAUGGGGUAACAUCCUAGACGGCGUGGUUGUCUGGGGUAUCACCAAACUCAUGGGCGAGUCGUUCAAGCUACACUCUCAGGCCCUCGUCGGCUACGAGGAUUCCCUUCGCGUCGGCAAGGAUCAGCCAAUCCACGCGGUACCAACUAAGUCGCUUGCUAGCGUCGGCACCGCUUAUUAA
Penicillium nucicola is the source of this 2298-nucleotide messenger RNA. RefSeq names its product C2H2-type zinc finger protein. Lineage: Eukaryota; Fungi; Ascomycota; Eurotiomycetes; Eurotiales; Aspergillaceae. Gene Ontology annotation, biological process: DNA-templated transcription; regulation of transcription by RNA polymerase II. The transcript is spliced from 4 exons. Bases 1 to 2298 code for a protein of 765 amino acids. Gene Ontology annotation, cellular component: chromatin. The record is from RefSeq and is a predicted model, not a curated record. Gene Ontology annotation, molecular function: RNA polymerase II cis-regulatory region sequence-specific DNA binding; zinc ion binding; DNA-binding transcription factor activity, RNA polymerase II-specific.